Messenger RNA from Lizanozyma spartinae, 1809 nucleotides. RefSeq names its product protein-lysine N-methyltransferase. Gene Ontology annotation, biological process: peptidyl-lysine monomethylation. Gene Ontology annotation, cellular component: nucleus. The record is from RefSeq and is a predicted model, not a curated record. Gene Ontology annotation, molecular function: protein-lysine N-methyltransferase activity. Bases 1 to 1809 code for a protein of 602 amino acids. The transcript has a single exon. Lineage: Eukaryota; Fungi; Ascomycota; Pichiomycetes; Serinales; Debaryomycetaceae.
AUGUCUGGGUCUAUUAAUACCGAUAGGCUUGUUGAGUGGUUGAAUCAGAAUGGACAUUGGGACGAUGAAAUCCUUGAAGUAAGAGCAUCAACCGUUGGUGGUAUGGGGGUGUUUCUUAGAGACGACAUUAGCGUAGAAGACGUGGACCAACUUCUUUUGAGAAUACCAAAAAGCAGUGUAUUGAGUUGUAAGAACUCAUAUAUUUACAAUUUACUUAUUGACUACCAAGAACUGCAAGACUUUGCUGAAUUUGGAAAUACUGAUGAAAAUGAUGAUACUCCAAUUGACUUAACUAGUGGAAUGCAUGGACUUGUAUUGGCAGUUAUAUAUGAGUUGGAUGCCGGAAAUAGUUCACCAUGGUAUGAAUAUUUGCAUAGUAUCGACUUUGUAAAUGCAAGCACACCGGUAUGUUUGUGGAGUGAGGCCGGAAAGAAAUUGCUUCGUAAUACCGAGAUCGACUUAUUAGAUAUGCUUAAUCUGAAAGAAUUGACAUGGUUCUUCAAAGUGUGUUGUGCAUUCGCUGAAGCAAACUCAGGCAUAAUUGAUGUACCGGGGAUUCUACGUAGAAGUGAAUCUGCCAAAAUUGCUCAGUUUGGUAAGGUUGUGACGUCUGUGAUAUCUCGUGCCUUUGAAGUUGACGAUUUCCAUGGGUUAAGUUUGGUUCCUGGUGCAGAUCUAUUUAACCAUAAGUCCCCAUUAUAUAGCGAGAAUAUGAUCAAAGGUGGCGAGCAUGUGCAUUUCAUGAGCGAUAACAACAGUUGUUUAACAUGUGGAGAAAUUAACUGUGCCGACCACGGCAGUGAAACCAGCAGUGAAACUGGCGGGGACUCUUCGGUCGAUGAACUGGAGUCUAAUGAAAGCAUGAAUGAAGAAGAAGAAGAAGAAAAGAAUCCUGAAAGUUCAGCAAUCACCUUGGAUGAUAUUGCUAUGUUAGAACAGGAGUUGGCUGAAGAAGAAGAAUCUGAUGCCGAUACAGAUAAAGAUGACGAUGAGUGUCUGACUAUUAGUGACUCAAAGAUAAACGGUGGUGUCUCGAAUACUCCAGAAGCAGAAUUGGCUUUAGAACUAGCAGAUUCAAGCAAGUGUUGUGAUAUUACUCUUGUUGCUAACGAUAUUCAGCCAGGAAUGGAAAUCUUCAACACAUACGGAAAUGGGCUCUCUAAUCCCUACUUGCUUCAAAGGUAUGGAUUUGUAUCUCCUAACAAUCCCAACAACACAGUGUCAUUAUCAGUGCAGAUGUUCCGGUAUCUCAAGAAUUUAAGGAAGGGGAUAUCGAAGGGAAAGGAAACCAUGUUGCAGGCGAAGAUCGACUGGUUUGAGGAGGUUGGUUUUGGUCUAAUUAAUGACAUAGAUCUUGAAAGAAGAUCUUGUCACCAAAAACAUGGCCAUGGACACGAGCAUAAACAUGAACAUGGUCGUUGUGGAGAAGAAGAUAAAGAGGAUGAAGAAGAUGAAUAUGAAAGUCCAGAAACUUGGCCUUUGGCUGUACGUAUAGAAUAUCCUGGCAAGCUUUCUAUUCAAGCAUGUGCAAUAAUACUGCUCCUACAAAUGUCUUUCAAGGAAUUUGAGCUUCGGUUUAGGAACAUCACGAAACCAACUGCUUUAUUAGCCAAUUCAAAGAAAUAUUUGACCGUAGAAACCCCUGAAGUUCUUGGAUUGGCCAAAAGAUGGUGUCAAGAGAAACUUCGUCUCUACUGCCCUUUAGAUUCUAAUGAUUUGUUGUCGGAAACAGAAAGACACUUUGAGAUCAUCCGCCAAAUCAUUGAUCAGGAGCAAAAGAUGUUGGUAUUAUUUAUUAACAAGCUGUAG